ACUUGAAACUGAAUAUCUUUUGAGUUUGUGACUGUUGUGUCCGUAGAUCAACCAAAGACAUUUGAAGACGCUGGGAAGCUGUGACUGGCCUUUUAUGACCUUUUUACUGACAAAACAAUCAAUAAAAACAAAAGAAAGAGUUAUGUAUUUUAGAAAAAGAAAACUGGUAUGCUUACAAUCUGCAAUUACAAACACACACAUGGCGGGCAAUAAGCCGAUGGCGGUAGAAUAUUACCCUGUAUAUAAAAUGUAGUAGCCUACUUUUAGACCAACAAUAUUAUAAAUAUAAGCUUAUAAGAGUUCCUCUCAUUUAGGCAGGAAUAUGAAUAAAUAGAAAUAGAAAAGUGCCAUGUCAUUUUUUUGUGGGGACGUUUCAGGCCAAUCUCUUGUUCCUGUGUAGCUAUACAAUUGGAAAAAAAGACUGAAAAGAGAUUCCGUCCGAGCGGACAUCGGGUUUUCUUCGUUGGUGCCCAAACUGAAAGUGAAACGCACAACAACAGAAGAGAAAAGUCCCCGCCUCGCCAGAGAGACAGCGGCUCCUCGGAUCACUGGGAACCACGGCGUGCAGGGAAACUCGCGAAGGCAAUGACGGCGUCCGACUCAAGCAGGUUCACCGCGUUGCUUUUCGCCUUCGUGUUGUUCUCCUCCCAGGUGUCACUGGCGUAUUUUUCGGCCUCAUUUCAAACUGAAGGGGAAGUCUCCCUUCACCCAGUUAAAGGACUGUUCCGUAACAGAAGGCAGGUGUGCACAGAUGGCACCUACAAGCACGAGGGGAGGACCUGUUGUCUGUGUGCUGCUGGCCGGCGGCUGGAGAGUCAUUGCUCUGCUGCAGACGAUUAUGGAAAAUGUGUGCUCUGUGAUUCUGGGACGUACAACAGUCAUCCUAACGCCCUGCAGCGCUGUGAGCCCUGCAGAUCCUGUGAACACCCCGACGCUAAUCUAGAGGAGGAGGAAAACUGCACCCCAGCCAGGAAUGCUAAAUGUCGAUGCCAAAAAGACCACUUUUGCAUCAGUGACACAGAAAAUUGCAGAAUCUGCCAUGCUUGUAGAAUAUGUGGCACUGAGGGUGUCAGAGUAGACUGCACAGCUACCAACAACACAGUCUGCAAUGAAAGAUCUGAAGGGCUAGAAAGUGGGGAAAAAGCUGCCAUAAUUGUCUCAAUCCUAGUAUUUGCAAUAUUAAUAGCAGCUGCACUGUACUACAUGUAUGUGAGAAGAAGAAAAAUGCGUAGUAGAAAUCUGACCCCGGCCCAAACAAACGGCAACCCAGCCGAAGUGGAGUUUCUGCCUGUUAAAGAUCUCCAUCUUCACCUUCCUGACAUUGCAGCCAUUCUUGGCUGGAAGGAUAUGAAGGAUGUAGCAAUGCGUAGUGGGAUAUCAACUACUGCUAUCGAUUCUUGUAAACUGGACCACCCCAAUAAUAGUGAGGAACAGACCCUCCAACUCCUGGUGAAAUGGGUGGAGAAACAGGGCAUGGGUGCCUCAAAAGACUUGAUCGAAAUCCUACAAAAAAGCGACAAACACUUCAAGGCAGAGAAGGUGAAAGAGAUACUGCAAAAUGACAGCACCGCUACAUCAAACAAUCCUGUUUGAUUGUGUCUAUUGUAAACAGUAUUUUAAUGUUUGCCGUGCUGUCUAUUGAGCAAAUUACUAUUUUGGAAAGAUACCCUUUUAGAUGUUUGACAUGAUAGGCCUGAGCUGUAGUUACUGAUUUGAAAUUUUAUGUUUUGAGUCUUCUCUGUCUUUAGAAAAGACUUAAACUUCAUAAAAAGCUGAAUUAAUGGUUUGGUUUUUGUAGGGACGAAGAUGAUAUGUAAUGGUGUCACAGAGGCAUGGCACGGGGCAAUCAUUAUAAUCUGCUUCUCAAUUGGAUUGAAAGGUUUUCUGGAAUAUUCUCCACCAAAAAAUGGAUCACGCUCCAUGCACUGAAUCACACCUCCAUUCUUGUAGAUCAUAUUACUCAAGUCCUCAGAUCUUUACACUGAGGACUACAAAAUACGAUUGUUGGUUUACAAAGCACUGAAUGGUUUAGGGCCAAACAUAUCCUCUGCUACGAACCAUCCAGACGUCUCAGGUCGUCUGGGACAGGUCUUCUCUCUGUCCCCAGAAUCAGAACUAAACAUGGAGAGGCAGCAUUCAGUUAUUAUGCUCCACAUAUCUGGAACAAACUCCCAGAAAACUGCAGGACAGCUGCAACUCUGUU
This is a messenger RNA of Scophthalmus maximus (turbot), 2203 nucleotides long. It is a transcript of the gene fas, whose product is annotated as Fas cell surface death receptor. Gene Ontology annotation, molecular function: protein binding; tumor necrosis factor receptor activity. Gene Ontology annotation, biological process: extrinsic apoptotic signaling pathway in absence of ligand; activation-induced cell death of T cells; motor neuron apoptotic process. The record is from RefSeq and is a predicted model, not a curated record. Lineage: Eukaryota; Metazoa; Chordata; Actinopteri; Pleuronectiformes; Scophthalmidae. Gene Ontology annotation, cellular component: external side of plasma membrane; membrane raft; CD95 death-inducing signaling complex. Bases 586 to 1593 code for a protein of 335 amino acids. The transcript is spliced from 9 exons.